AGAGCAGUACGCCCAGUAACAGCAGCAACACCAUCGACUAAAGGCUUCAACUCAGGGCUAAUUAAGGAAACGGAAAGGAAAGCAGCACGUCGACAAUGCUGCCGUCACGUAAACAUUUAAUUGUCUUCAUUGUGGUGACAACAUUAUUCUGCUUAACAGUGGGACAGGAUUCCUCGUUUCAGGCCACGAUCAUCAGUUCAAACAAUCAACUUCAGUCAGCGAAUGGAACGAGCUUGAACGAAACCAUUACGAUUAACAUUAGCGAAAUAAUUGCAGCUGCCGACGCUUUAUCAAAUGUCACAGACAUUUCCAGCUCUACAGCUCCAACAGGAACAUCAACAACCUCCUUAACGGAUUCAACAACAACACAAGCAGCAAUAACCACAACUACAGAUACAUCCACCAGCACACAAUCGACAAAAACUACUUUUGCCGAAACAACAACCACAACAAAUUCACCAACAACACCACCAUCCACAACAACCACAAAAACUUCAACAACAACGCCACAAUCCACACAAAAUUUUCCAACAACAACAGUUGUUGUGGUCACAACAAGUUCACUAGCAUCCAUAACCACACCCCAAAACUCUACAAUAAUUACUCCGACUUCAACAACAACACCAGAAUCUACCUCAAGCACGGCUCAAGUUUCAACGACCACACCGCAAGUCACAACAACACCACAAACCUUAACAACAUCAACAACACCGCAAUCUACAACAACAUCAGCAACACCGCAAUCCACAGCAACAACCACGCCAAACCCAUCAACGACAUCACAAUCCACAACAACAACAACACCUCAAAUUUCAACAACACCACAAUCCACAACUCUACCUUCAACAACAACACAAAUUACCUCCACAACAUCACAAUCUAUAACAACAACCACUCAAAUAUCAACAACAGAUCCACAACCAACCACUGCAAUAGCACAGACUUCAACAACAGCACAGCCUACAGCAACAACCAGCACUGAAGUUUUAACAACAACCACUAGCACAACACCACUUGCUUACACCGUUUACACCAUGGAGCCAUAUCCAAAUAUUUAUGGAAGAACAAACCAGAGCAGCCAGACACCGCGCAGAUUGCGAAUGGGCCGCAAAGGACGCAGGGGCAGGAGACCACGUCGUCGCACCACCUUGACACCACUGUCUUCUAGCAGCAGCAGCACCACCACAACAACAACUGCCAGAACAACAGUGAGUGGCGAUGAUUUUAGCGGGGACUACGACGAUAUUAUCCUAAACUCAAACACUGUGCUUGAACCGUUUCCGCAACUGCCUCUGGAGCUCGGAAAUAUCAAAAACAACAGAAUCCCGCAAUAGUGAUUCGAUUGAAAUAUACUCCAGGAGACUGACCCCAAUAACUGCGGACUUUCCUUUGAA
Molecule: messenger RNA, 1394 nt
Organism: Drosophila gunungcola (fruit fly)
Lineage: Eukaryota; Metazoa; Arthropoda; Insecta; Diptera; Drosophilidae
Product: integumentary mucin C.1
Exons: 2
Coding region: 96-1334 (412 amino acids)
Source: RefSeq, a predicted model, not a curated record